Alternaria burnsii is the source of this 1827-nucleotide messenger RNA. RefSeq lists its product as uncharacterized. Lineage: Eukaryota; Fungi; Ascomycota; Dothideomycetes; Pleosporales; Pleosporaceae. The transcript has a single exon. The record is from RefSeq and is a predicted model, not a curated record. Bases 1 to 1827 code for a protein of 608 amino acids.
AUGAGUUCUUGCGCCACUGGCCCAACGCUCUUCAGGUCUUGGUUCUCGUGGUUUAGAGGGUCUCUACUCCUCCGAUUGGUCGGCCUACCCACAGCGCUUCUAGCCCUUUAUCUCGAAGUCUACGGCAGCUCUCCAGCCGCCGCCUCGCUUAUUCUUCACCGACUCGCUCGCCGCGCUCGUCUCUCAACCAUUCUCUGUACUCUCAAGGAGGGACAGUAUACGAGCAAUUCCAUCUUCUACCUUGGAGGAGCAGACUCCAUGGACAGAGCACAGACACCGACAACCCUGCAUGACAAAGGGGCGGACCCGUCAUCCCAGUCGACAUUAAUAUCUCCCGACGCCCCCAACUCGAACACUUCUUUUCAACCCUCACCAACCAAGACGAUGCCGUCGCAUUCUCGGUCCAAGACGGUCGACGUCGUUGGCCAAGGCAAACGCCUAUCGCUGCAGUUCCCCAUCCAGCCAAGCGCAAGCAUCAGUUCCCCGACCUCGUCGACACGAUCGCGCCCACAAUCAUGGAUGAAUGGAGCAACGUCUGUGCAUUCACCAGAGCCUGAGGAUGCCACCUCCGAGACAAACAUCAUGGCGGUUCUUGCUGCUCAAGAGCGCUAUGUGCUCGAACUGAAGGAAGAGCUGACAAAAGCCGAGGCGGAUUUGAACAUGCUCAAGACACAUUGGACCCAUCACGAAGCUAACAAGCGUCGCAACGAGGUGCGCAAGGUUGCUGCGCUGCAACCACUGGACACGUCGCUUGCCAAUACUCCAGCGGGCCAAUAUGAGGACGAUGGUUCAAACCUGUGGAUGCAGAAAGAGAUGGAGCGUAGAAGGGCCUUGCUGAACCCCACCAAGACGUCCCAAAGAAAGGUUUUCAGCGGUUCGCGACAUCUACGAACGCUAUCCCUGCUUUCCCCCGAUCGUCUCCAGUCGCCGUCACUCCCCCAGUCACUCGAUUUACAGGAUGACCACUCUUCCGACUCUCGACCACAGCUCCCUAUGAGGGCUUCCACUUCGUCAGAUAUCACACGACAAGUCGUCAACGCUGGUGAACAUGACCGGUAUGACAUGGGUGGCAUGCCAACGAUACAGCGUGAACAGCUCAUCCGCGCCGGCACACAGAUGGCGGCAGACUUCAAGAAGGGGCUGUUUACAUUUAUGGAGGAUAUCCGACAAGCAACUGUGGGCGAUGAGGCUGUCAACACGGCAGAAGGUAACACUGGCAUGACAAGUGUCAAGAGCCUUUCAAAGUCUGGCCGGAAAUCGUCCGACGGCCGCCCAACCCUUAGUCGAUCCGCCAGCUCGAAGAAAAACACCCAACAGCUAGGAUCCAUCGGCGACGACUUCUGGAAGGAGAUGGGUCUAAGCGAGCCCAAGACCACUGCGGUCAACAAGAAGACGCACGCUCUCAGGAACACAAUUACCCCGCAAAAACAGAUCCGCAAAGUUGCAUCAGAGGAAGAUUGGGACAACUGGGACACACCAAACGAGUCACUCCUCGUCGAUUUGGGAGAGUCCAAGGACAGCUCAGACGAAUCGGAUGCGCAGACAUCGCCGGUCUCUGGUCCAGGUAGCUCGCGAACAAGUACCAGCACCAGGUACCACUCGAAACGUCACGACUCCAAAGCAUCAUCGCUUACCUCGAUUACCCAAGAAGACAUGGCUCCUCGAGACCAAAAGCGCAGCUCCAUCCCUUGGCCUGAUAUGACCAAAGUGUCGCCAAGCAACUUGAAGCGUACCGCAUCGCAUCUGAUGAGGGAAUGGGAGAAGCAACUCACGCCACCCCCGGAGUCGAGGACUGAGGACUACUCGCACGGCGAUUUUAUGAACUGA